UAUACUUCCGGUGUAUACAGAACAGUCAUUUUUUGCUAAUUUAGUGAUUUAUUUUAUAAUUCAUAGUCAUGAUGCCAUUGAAAUAGAUUUUAAAAGCUGUAUAUGAAUUUUCUUUACAAAAAGGUACAUUAAUUUAAAAAUUAUGCCAAGACAUAAACGAGGAAGAAGAAGGUUUAUAGAUGAUGAUAAUUAUUCACAGAGACAAAAGUUUCAAAACUCAGGCUCUGCUAGAUCUAAUGUACAAUCAAGAAGAUAUGAGGACCAGCAUGGUUUUAGAGGAAGGAGAAGAUCAAAUUUUAAAGAGGACGGAAGGGGAUAUUCAGGAUACAGCUCAUCCAGUGAACAGCAAAGUAGUUCAUCCACAAAUUCUAGUUGUGGAAAUGAGCUUGAAAUUCCAGGGUUUUACUAUGAUGCAGAAAAGAAACGGUAUUUCAAGAUAGCUCCCAACCAUGCAUCCAGUACCUGCAACUAUACAAGAGAUUCCAUUGCUAAACAACAAGCUGAGAAAAAAAGACAGAGUGACAUCGCUGAAAUAUUUCAAAGUGACAUUAAAGCAGUAUUAAAGCAAAAAGCAUAUAGAAAAUGUGUGUCACAUAAUUUGACUCAUCUUAUUCAAGACAGGCUAGUGAUGGGUCAUACAAAAUCUUUUUUAAGAUCAAAAAUUUUUCAGAACAGUGUGUCUCAUUUUAAGCCGGUAGGUUCACAAAACAUUUUUGAUCCACCUCUUUUGGAUCAUUAUGAAAAUUUAGAACAUAUGCAGGUAAUGCAUAUAGGUGACGAUCAUAAUGAAAUUCUAUCCUUGUGGUCUAUAAGAGAGACUUGGGUUCAGAGGAUACAAAGAAUUCAAAUCUCUGAAUCAGUACGGACUGACAAACAAACAUCACUGUCUGUUAUUGGAAAGCCUAAAUUACAAGCAAUUUUACCAAUGUUGAAUAAAGUGACAGAUCUAUGCUGGGCUCCAGUUUCAGAUGGCCAGAAACAUGUUUUAUACACUACAAUGUGCCAUAUGGGACACCAGGAAAGUUUAGCUCAAAUAAAAAGUUUAAACCCGGAAGAUACCACAGCAAGUCAGAAUUACAACCUAGGUAAGAAAGCUACAUGGACCUGUGCCUGGAACAAAGCAAAAUGUCAGUUCAGUGUAGGCAGUGAAAAGUGUGCUUUAGUGCUGAAUGUAGAACGUAGAACAAUGUGGGAAUACAAUACAAACAAAAGUGAUCCACUCUCCCUGGCAUUCUCAAAUCAUUCAGGGAACAAACUACAUGUAGGCACACGCAAGGGUCAAAUAUUGACAUUUGACAGGAGAAGUACGUCAACCUUUCCAAUUGUGACUUUAAACCAUCAUUCCAGUGUAUGUAGUGUAAAAGAAAUGGAAAAUGACAACUUUCUGCUUGCCUCAGACUUCACAGGAAAGAUUUGUUUAUGGGAUAUUAGAAUGAAAAAGAUUUUGGUGCAAUAUUCAGGAAAUAUAAAUCAGUAUUCCAGACUUCCUUUGCAUGUUGAUGAACUGCAGAAAAUAGUUUACACAGUUGGUGAGGAUGGAUACACUAGGUUUUGGAGUUUAGAUGAAGGGAAACAACUCUACACUAUUCCUCCUCCGUGUUCUGUGUCAAGGGAGACAAUUCCAUGUGUCAAAUUAUCCAGUAGAUGGGGAGACAGAGAUGGAAAUACAGGACUUAUAAUGGGACUGAAAAAUAAACUCUAUUUUUAUGGAACAUUACCAUUGACCUGAUCGAAUGGAAUGGGCUAUUUAUAGUUUAUGGGUCGGGAAGAUUAAGAUAAAACUUAAACACUGCUUGAAACUUUGUUGGUGAUAAUUAAUUUAAUUAAUAAAUUUAUUACAAGAAUUCCAUUAGUAUGUUGGUAACCAUAUAUACAUACACAUGUUUUUAGCUGUAAAAAAAAUCAAUACAUGUGUGUUACACUGUGAUAAAUUAAAAUGGAAUGAUACAAAUGUUCUGUAUGAUUAAAAAAAGAUUAAUAUAGAAUUUGUUGAAAUAAGAAA
Molecule: messenger RNA, 2002 nt
Organism: Ruditapes philippinarum (Manila clam)
Lineage: Eukaryota; Metazoa; Mollusca; Bivalvia; Venerida; Veneridae
Product: DDB1- and CUL4-associated factor 4-like
Exons: 6
Coding region: 143-1729 (528 amino acids)
Cellular component (GO): Cul4-RING E3 ubiquitin ligase complex
Molecular function (GO): protein binding
Source: RefSeq, a predicted model, not a curated record